This is a messenger RNA of Guillardia theta CCMP2712, 849 nucleotides long. RefSeq lists its product as hypothetical. Gene Ontology annotation, molecular function: structural constituent of ribosome. Bases 1 to 849 code for a protein of 282 amino acids. Gene Ontology annotation, cellular component: mitochondrial large ribosomal subunit. The transcript has 14 exons. Lineage: Eukaryota; Cryptophyceae; Pyrenomonadales; Geminigeraceae. The record is from RefSeq and is a predicted model, not a curated record.
AUGCAUCUGCCCAUGUACAGGAGCCUGGUCGGCAUUGGAUGCAGGUCUAUAAAUUCACUCCAGCAGCCUCUCCGCUCCCUCUCAUCGCAGUCGAGCUCUCCCGCCGCAGACGUCAGUAAGGGAGAGGAGGCCGCGGCCAGGCCGACCUGGAAGCGCGUCAAACCAGUCUAUGUCGUCCCGACUUGGACGCCUCCCCCUAAGAAGAUAGUAGCAGCCGCGGUGGUUGAGCGUCUUCCGUUGAUAACUCCUGACAUGAGAGACUGGGAAGAGGCCAUGUUGGACUUGCAGAUGCGGAAACUUGAAGCUAUAGGAAAGAGGCUGCCCCCUGAGAUGGAAUACAAACCGCACGAGCUGCACAAGACAGAGGCAGACGAGUACGAGGCCAUGACGGACGAGGAGAUUAUCGCAACCGCGUAUCCCCGAAAGACUGAGGCGGAUUUGAAAGGCGACAAACGUGCGGCCUGGAGGAGGCUGGACCGGAGAGUUUUCCUUGUCAUCCAACGGAACAAGCCUGCCGAUAUUCUACAAGGCGAGACUGAGUGGAACUUUCCACAGAGUCUGAGACAAGAGGGAGAGACGAUGCGAGACGCUGUUAUGCGCACCAUGACAACGCUGGUUCAAGAUACUGCUCAGCUGUUUCCCGUCGGGUUCUGUCCUAUGGGCUACGUCGACCGAGGGACUGGAGAUGAUCGGUCGAGGGUGUUUUAUUACAAAGUUCAGUACAUCGAGGGAUCGUUGACUCCUGUCAAGGAGAUCGCCAAGGACCAUGUGUGGCUCCUUCAAGAGGAAUUGAAAGACUACCUCGAUGCCGACCUUGCAAAGAUCACUGAAGUCAUCUGCGACCAAUAA